Aspergillus alliaceus is the source of this 1183-nucleotide messenger RNA. RefSeq lists its product as uncharacterized. NCBI's taxonomy places the organism in Eukaryota, Fungi, Ascomycota, Eurotiomycetes, Eurotiales, Aspergillaceae. The record is from RefSeq and is a predicted model, not a curated record. Bases 150 to 713 code for a protein of 187 amino acids. Gene Ontology annotation, molecular function: nucleotide binding. The transcript has a single exon.
AAGCCGCAACUUUCAUCCACCAGCACUUUUCAUCAUACCUCCACCCCAAGCCCAAAAAGUCCCCCGAUGCGCUGAAGUUAGGGGGUGCUUUCCGCCGUGCAGAUUAAGGCCGCUGCAGGUAUGUCACCCCUACCACUGUGCAGAUCACUAUGGCUCACGGCAGUCGAUCAACCAUCCACCCCGCGGAAACACACCCGGAUGUAAUCUUGUACGGUAUUGCGUCUCGCGACGCUUCGUCUGCCGCCAAAGCUGCCAAGAAGUACCACUUCACCAAAGCAUAUGGGUCGUAUCAAGCACUCCUCGAUGAAUCUGCAGUGAAUAUCGUAUAUAUCUCCACUCCCAACAGACAGCACUAUGAAUGGACAUCCAUGCGUUCCCUGCUCUCUGACAUCGCUCAGGUGGCACCCGCAAUGGACAUGACGUACGCCUUGUCUUUCACCCGCUACGCCAUUCGCGCACAACAACCCAAGACAAUCAACUCAGUCACUGCGCGCCUCUCUAGCGACCAGCGCGUUGACGCGGCCAUGUACGCCUAUCUGACAUUUAUCGGACCUCAGAACACUGAGGUUCAUAGCCAGAUCUAUACCGACAUGGAACGGGAGUGGAUCGGUAGCUUUGUUCCGCGUUUCUGGGAGCUGCCUUCAAUCGAAGUAGAGACCGAAAGGGCCAUCAUCUUCUUUUACAAUGCGAUGAUGCCACAUCUCUAUCACUGACAAGAUAAUAGGCCAGACGCAUUGGCAUAAACAAUACAAAGGAGGCCCUUCGUGAGGAAAUGUAGCGACCAGUGGCGGAAAAGGUGGCAGCUCCCUUUGGAGUGCCUACCGAUGGCAGCUGGAGGCGUUCGUGGAUGCUGUCAAAGGCAAAACUCCCGCGUAUUUGGAUUCCUGUCGAGGACAGCAUUUGUCAGAUGGAAUGCAUUGACGCGUUGUAUCAAGCUGCUGGGCUACCAGUACGCGGAGGCCAGCUAAGAAAGGAUGAAACAACGUCAGAGAAGAAAUUCUCGCGUCACUCAUUGGGAAGCUCUUGCAACAUGAAUAAUUAGUAACUAGUAAUAUUUAAUGCGAUUGAUCAAUUGCCCGCCCGUAAUCUGCGAUUGAGAGUAAGGGUAGGUUAGUUAUAAAAGACGGCCUUAUCAAUCAGGCGAUUUCCACUAAUUACUGCCACAGCCUACCGCCUUCCUUGG